Messenger RNA from Xiphophorus maculatus (southern platyfish), 4291 nucleotides. RefSeq names its product serine-rich coiled-coil domain-containing protein 2-like (gene ccser2b). The record is from RefSeq and is a predicted model, not a curated record. Gene Ontology annotation, molecular function: microtubule binding. Gene Ontology annotation, biological process: microtubule bundle formation. The transcript is spliced from 14 exons. Gene Ontology annotation, cellular component: microtubule cytoskeleton. NCBI's taxonomy places the organism in Eukaryota, Metazoa, Chordata, Actinopteri, Cyprinodontiformes, Poeciliidae. Bases 494 to 3370 code for a protein of 958 amino acids.
GAGUGUGAAUGAUUCAGCAGCUCGGAGCGGCAGCAGCUCCUACUCGGCUCUCUAUCAAGAAGAGCAGCGCCAGCCAGCUCUCCGCGGAUUUAACCAAACCCGCAUUCUCACCUAGACGCGCGAGGGGCAGAGGCAAACCCCUGCAGGUGACAAACAUCUCUCGGAGACCCCGUGCUGCAGCGUCCACAGGCCCCGGGCGGGGAGCAGAGGAGACCGCAGGCUCCCGCAGCUCCUCAUCCCGGUUCUCCGGGAGGAUUUUUUACCGCUCGUCACCGUCCUAAUUAGGAGUCGUGUGUCUCCGUCAGACUGACUCCUGUUGGAUUCAACUAUAACGCAUCUGAACCUACUGACUGUUGAUUUUUAUUUUUAUUUUUUUUAAAAAGAAGAAAAAAUUAAAAUAACAGCGGCGACAUUUCCGGGAUUCUGGUCCGGGUCUGAUGCUCGUAGUGUCUGCAGCUCUCCUGACUCUCCAUGGUGAAGUGGGCGGAGUCUGAUGUCAGCCCCACCUCUUGUUGACCGCCCCGCCAUGCCCACCAUGGUUUCCAGGCUGCCGAAGUUCGGCUUCCGGCCCCGGUCCCAGACGGCUCCUGCAGCGGUGGCUCCUGCAGCGGCGGCUCCGCCCGGCGGAGCUGCAACCGCCGCUGGCAGAGCUCGCCUCACCAACGGAUUCUACCACCACCCCGGACCGGCGGGUGUUUCCGUGCCCCUGUCCUCUGCAAAGCAGAACGGAUUCAUCCGAGUGCCGUGUUCAUUUUCCGCAAAGUGGAGGAGGGAAAACGCAGCUGAUGGUGACGAGAUAAUGGCCGGAGAGGCUGAGUGCAAGAGAGGGAAAGGUGGGAAUGAUGUCCAGAAUCGUAGCAACUGCCAGCCGUAUUUCUACCUGCACGAUGCCAGAAAACACACCACAUCCACCGCAGCGAAAGGGCGUGGCCAGCUUACAUCGUAUUCCUCGUCAUCAUCAUCCCCAUCUCCACAAUCCAGCCCCAGGGCUCUUCCUGUUUCUAAAAAUGGAUCAGGAGGUUCCAAACUGACUCCAAACUCUUCUGUACUGUCCAAGCAGAGUGUAAACACAAGUCCCGGAUCCAAAGCAGGGACGAAGGCGAUCACUUCUCUGAGGCCCCCUCAGAGUUUUGUUCGCCUGACGAGUACGAGGCCCGGCUCGGGCCCUGCGUCUCGAUCAGGUUCCCCGCUCCUAAAAAAGCCAACAGCUAGUCGCUCCCAUUCCAGCGACAACCUGGGCUGUGCCGCUUCUGCGCAGCUGACUGAAAGCGACCGCUUCCGCUCCCGGAGCCUCACCCAGGUCCGACAGCAGGCCUCUCCCACCCUCACCCGGACCGCCGCCUCUCCCCACGUGUCCCGCCCCUUCUCCACCAACAGGGCCACCCAACGGGUUCCCCCCGUCUCCACCUCGCAGGCUCCUCCUAGAGGCAGCUUGUUGAAAUCGCCUGUGAGCAGAGCCGCUUCAGGCAGGGCGGCUGGCAGUGCCCCCUCCCAGCUGCCACAGUCGGCCCUAAGGAAGCCUCUCUUGCCGGGUCCGACCUCCAGGUCCAGCGGCAUCAGCUACAAGCUGUCCCGCCCGUCGCUCGUCAAGCAGUCCAGACCCCUUCGAGCAAAAGGAACCAGCAUGUGCAGAAGUGAACAGGAAGUCAACAGAGGACCAACGAGACGAAAGAACUCUGUGGAGACGCCUUCAUCUAUCGAAAACAGCCCAGAAAACACUCCAGACGCCGCGGAGAUGGAGCAGCUUUCUGACGACGUUGCGUCCCAGGGAAUGGGAUCGAUUGUCGGUGAGACGCUUGAGGACAUGUCCCUGUCCUCCACUUCCUCCCUGGACCGGAAUGACAUCAGCCAGGAAUACAUGGAUGACUUUGACAACCUCGGAAACGGAGGGGUUGGCAUCUUACUGUUUUCAUCCAAAAACGAAGAGGAUGACUCAGGACUCGACCAGUCGUGCACCAGGAUAGAUGAUGACAGGGACGCGAUUAGCAAGGUCGCCAAGACAACAGGACUGUGCUUCCUAGAUGAUAGUCUGGACUGGACUUCCAUCAGAGGUGAUAAAGACGAGCACCGACUUAACCAACUUGCCCGUCGGAGAAAGUCAAGUCAGCCUGACUUUCAUGAACAGGGCGGCUCCUCUCUGGACCUGUCCCCCUCUGACAGCUGCGGCUCUGGGGGUACCUACAUGUGGGACGAGGAAGGUCUGGAGCCUCUGGGGGGCGCCACCACGACCGCCUCCAUCCACACCAGCAGCAACACCACCCACCACAUCGGGAGCUUCGACUCGGACAUCAACAGCAUCGAUCUCUUAAACAACCUGGACUCUUGUGAUCUGGCUGACGAUGACCUCAUGCUGGACGUAGAUUUCCCAGAGGACUCCUCGCUGCAUAGCGAUGGAGAGGGGCUGUCCAGUAUGGCUCAGUGGAGAAGAAGACAGCUCUGUUGGGGAACGCAGGACAACGACGUUGAGAGUGAUAUCCAGUGCUUCAAACUCUCUCAGGACCCUGAAACAAAGGAGGAUAAGAUCAGGUCGGCCUGCUGCUCUCCGGCUCCUCAGACUCUGGGCCUGGAUGUGGAGGAACUCGCUGAGGACUGCUCCGCAGUCCGGUCACAGCUGGAGUUCCUGCAGAGGUUGCUGCUGCAGGAGGAGGAUUUGGACGACGACACUCUGACCACAGACACUCUUAGUCCAGAAACAAACGACUUGUCUCACAGUUCAGACUCGCAGGUGGAGGCGCUCCUGCAGGAGGUGCAGCAGCUCCGGGAGGAACUGAGGAGCCGAGACCGGACCAUCGCACAACUAACCAUGCAACUGACUGUGUGUGUGCAGACUGUUCCCACACUGACCACCAGGUGUCGCUGUCAGGAGGUGUCUGAAAGGAUGGAGCAGCAAACGCAGACAAGUGUGACAAAAAGCGAGUGUGUGGCCUCGCAGACACCGUGGAGAGAACACACUUCACAGGUAUUUCACUCCUCCCAUCAGGAAGACCAGGAACCACUGACAAACCAAGCACCACCUUCAGGUAACCCCGCCCACGCUGAAAUGCUCCCUGACGGUCUCCCCCCAUCUUUUAAACCAAUCGCCGCCACCUGCACAACCCCAACAAGAACGACGGACGAUGGAAACCCACAGAGGAAGCCGGGGAGGGAGGAAGAAGACACGGAAAGGAGAGGGACCGGUUCCAGACCCCUAAUGCCUCUGCACCCUUCCAAGCUCCGCCUCUUCCUGUCUCAUGCUGCCAACGGCUCCGCGCCGGCAUCCCCCAAGGCGAGGCCGUCGAGGCAGCUGUUGGAUCGUGUCAACUCUCCGGGGCUGAAGGCGAAAGCCUUCGGCUCCGGAUCGUCGCGUCUCCCCAAACCAAAGAGCUACUGAGGCGGCGGGCGAUCAAACACGCCGACUUACUGUAUCCGUCCUGAAUCCUCAUAUUACUUAAUGUUGGUAUUCUGAACUCAGAUUAAACAAAAAAGCACUACAUUAGGAAGACUGAUACCACCUGGAUCUCGGAAGACAUAACCGAUAAAAAAACAUGGAUUUGUGCCUUUGAUUUGGAAGACGCCGUCUCACAGCGGAUCGCUGGAACCGGAUGUCAUUUAACGUCUAACCUGAGAUGUUUCACAUGCUGCUGCUGCUGCUUACAUUUUAAUCUUUAUUGGUCCUCUGAUGAGUUUCAGACUGACUGCGCCCAGCCUCUGUGAGAGGAAAAGUGUUCGCGUUAAUUUAAAUGAAGUCUCCGACGUGAAACCCGGCCUUCUUUGCAUUCCAUCGAACACUGGAUGCAAAACAAAAUAUCUAAUAUCUUCAGUUCACCUUCAACCACACACCCUCUCUCCUUUUUUAACCGCUGGUCCAAUUGUUUCUCCCUUCCCACAACCACCGAAGAGACAGAACCCUUCGUCCUUCUAUCAUCUCUUCUUUCAGACAACCUUGAAAGAAGAGGAAACUUUUUCUUCUGAAGCUUUUGAGCCUCAAACUUUCUUCUUCUUGGUUAAAUCCCCAGCUUCUCACAGGAAAAGCUUCCUUCCUAAAGGAAGAGUUUGGAUUUGUCUAGCUGUUGCUUCCAGUAAAACCUUCUUCCAGACUAUCCGGUUUAGCUGCACUGCAAAAACACAAAAUCUUAGCAAGUCUUUUUUUUAUUCGUCUUGUUUCUAGUGCAAAUCUCUUAGCUAAGUUUAAUUUCAAGUGUAUUACCUUAAAAGUAACUUUUAAGAACUUCUUUUUAAGUCUAUACUUAAUAUUGAUGGAAAAAUACUACUUCCAUUGGCAGAUCUUUAAACUUAAAAAUGAGUGAAAAAU